Eimeria mitis is the source of this 654-nucleotide messenger RNA. RefSeq lists its product as uncharacterized. The transcript has 2 exons. Bases 1 to 654 code for a protein of 217 amino acids. The record is from RefSeq and is a predicted model, not a curated record. Lineage: Eukaryota; Apicomplexa; Conoidasida; Eucoccidiorida; Eimeriidae.
AUGUUUAAAAAUAAUAUUUUUUUUUGUGUCUUCGGUAGGCAGCUUUCUGCUGCUGCGCCAGCUGCUGCUGCAGUAGGGAAUGCUAAGACCUUGGGUAGGGGCUGGAGCCUAUCCUUCCCUGCUACCUUCUGCAGCAGCAGCAGCAGCAGCAGCAGCAGCAGCAACAGCAGCAGAAGCAACGCUAACAGGAGGAGCAGCAACAGCAGCAGCAACGCCAAGAGCAGCAUCAACGCGAACAGCAGCAGCAGCAGCAGCAACAUCCCCAGCAGCAGCAACAGCACCACCUCUAGCAGCAGCAGCAGCAGCAUAGACAGCACCAACAGCAGCAGCAGCAUCAGCAACAGCAGCAGCAGCAUAGAUAGCUGCAGCAGCAUUGACAGCCCCAGCAGCAGCAGCAGCAGCAGCAGCAGCCCGAGCAGCAGCAGCAACAUCCCCAGCAUCGACAGCACCACCACCACCAGCAGCAGCAUCGACAACCCCACCACCAGCAGCAGCAGCACCACCAACAGCAGCAGCAGCAGCAGCAGCAGCAGCAGCAGCGUGGACGUGCUGCGUACAAGCAGCAGCAAGUGUAUGGGUCUGCUGCCGGUGGGCUGCAGGGGGUCGCAGCAGCAGCAGCAGCAGCAGCAGCAGCAAAAGAAAAAAAGAAAUUAA